AGAUAUAGCCUGAAAGAAGCUAAGUUGGCAACACCGCUAGAAUUAGGUUUAACACAAUUUUGUUUAAAAGAGUCAAUUUAAAGCAAAAUCCAAAUUCGCCAUGUACGACCAAUUUUGUUGAUCAUUGAUACCAAUCCAAGGAGUGUGUGCCUCCAGGAGAAGCUGGGAAUCUUCAAAUCAAGCGCCUGUUCGACAGCAAUUCGUCUUAAGCCCUUUGCAGUUGCCCGUAUGACAAAGUUUUGCCAAAAGUGAAAACAGCAACAAUAGAAAACAACUGAUUGGAAUCUCUGACUGAUAGUGCCGGAGCAUUGCUGUUGGGAGCAGGAUGCUGAUGCGCGGCGUGCAGCUCCUGCAUCGAAGACACCAGCAGAUUGGACGGGCCUUCAGGCAGUCCGCCGUGGUCUCUGGUCUCCGAAAUACCAGGAGCCAGAAUGAGGGAGACCUCUUUAGACUGCUGCCCUGGAAGCAACCUGGUGUCUUCCUCCAGAUCCGAUGCAGCUCUGGCGGAAGCGAUUCCAAAAAGAAGAAGACACCUGUGGAGGUGGCCCGCCCCGCCGAUCAAGUGGAAGUGAAACCAAAAGAGGCAAACCGGUUUAAAACUGAAAAAAAAUUAGAAGUGAAGACAACGAAGGGCAUCCUGUCCGUCAGCACCACCAUUGAGGACUCCAAGAUUAAUGAGAUUGUGUUUGAAAAAACCGAUAUGCCGUCAGUGGCCAAGCUGAAGGAGCCUGCGUUGGCCACAUCAGCCAUUAACCUGAUGGCAAAUUCCACCACGGUGGCGACCGCAGCAGUAAGCCCAACAAGUGUCUUUGGCGCGCCUGCCGAAGCGCCUGAUCCUGUUUCACCAGCAGAAGCUCUUUCUCCCGACAAGUUAUCGACUGGUGCUCUUCAAAUGCCAACAUUAGAAGGUGCAGUCCCUAUACCCGCGCUACCGCCAAAGAGAGCACGAUUCGAUUAUCGUUCCUCCCUGGAGAGAAACUUUGUGACACCUGCCCGGGCUAUUAGCGACUUUCUGCUGACUACCGGAGAUCUUGACAGCCUGCCCAAGAUCAAGCGGAGAUCGCCGUACGAGCAGGAACCACCCAUGACCGUGUACUGGCGACGCGAUGUGGAGGCCAAGGCAGUGGAGGUGUGGGGUUCCAAGGACAAUCUGUUGCGGGAGCGACUUAAGCGGGAGGUGGAGCGUAAGCAGUACCAGCAGAAUUUGUUUACGGUAAAGAGGCGGUUGCGCGACUACCGCCGGGAGAUGGGAUCCCGUACUAAAGUGAUGAUCGAUGACAGAAAAGAGUCAGAGAAGUCUGGUCAGGUGGUGGCCACUGCCAUUGCCAUAAAUGCGGCUAAUUUGCUCUUCAAGGCCGGAGGAUGGCUGUACAGCGGUUCGCACAGCAUGUUUGCUGAGGUUAUCCACUCACUGGCGGAUCUGAUCAAUCAGCUUAUUCUUGCCUUUGGCAUAUACAAGUCUUCCCAGAGCCCGGACACCGAUCAUCCAUAUGGAUACAUGAACAUGCGAUAUGUUUCCUCGCUGAUAUCCGGUGUUGGCAUCUUUUGUGUUGGCUGUGGUCUGUCCAUUUACCACGGAAUCGAGGGCAUUCUCCACCCGGAACCCAUCACAGAUCUUUUCUGGGUGUACUGCAUCCUGAUGGGGUCGCUGGUUUCGGAAGGUGCCACUCUGAUGGUGGCCAUCAAUGAGCUUAAACGGGCGGCCAAGGUGAACAAUAUGACCUUUAAGGACUAUGUAAUUUCUGGCAAGGAUCCCUGCGUGAAUGUGGUGCUCUGUGAAGACGCCGCCGCUGUUGCUGGUGUCAUUGUCGCCGGUGCUUGUAUGGGAUUGAGCAGCUAUACGGGAUCUCCCCUCUUUGAUGCCGCCGGAUCGCUUGUUAUUGGCGCUCUUCUGGGUGCUGUGGCCUCCUUUAUUAUUUACACGAAUGCUAAUGCCCUGGUGGGCAUCUCCAUUGCUUCUGAGCGCCUGGAGAAGAUCAACUCCGCUUUAGAGGCGGAUGUGAUGAUCAGAGCGAUUUACGAUGUCAAGGGUAUCGAUAUUGGCAACGCUCGAGUCCGCUACAAGGCUGAGCUCGACUUUGACGGUCGGGAGCUGACGCGUUCGUAUCUGGACAAACAGGAUCUGGCUAAGUUGCUGACGACGGUUCGGGGUUUCCAAAAGGUGGAGGAUCUGGAGACCUUUUUGCUUGACCAUGGCGAAAACAUUGUGGACCUGAUGGGAGGUGAAAUUGAUCGCAUUGAAAUGAAUCUGCGGACCCAAUUCCCGGAAAUACGUCACGUGGAUCUAGAAAUACUCUAAGAGCCCUCCGAUUGCCUGGAGGCACUGUUGAGAACAUAAAGCAUUGGGUGAUUUGGUUGCUUUCUAUUAGAAAUUAUUGCCUGUCUAGCUUAUAUUUAUUUCCCAAAUUCGUACUUUUAGAAUAUAACUAUAAGCUAAGCAUUAAAAGUGUAUUGCCGCGGGCUUGACAGGCGUGUCGGUGACCUUUUAAAGGA
Messenger RNA from Drosophila serrata, 2493 nucleotides. RefSeq names its product solute carrier family 30 member 9 (gene ZnT49B). Gene Ontology annotation, cellular component: membrane; endoplasmic reticulum. Gene Ontology annotation, biological process: intracellular zinc ion homeostasis; transmembrane transport; zinc ion transport. Lineage: Eukaryota; Metazoa; Arthropoda; Insecta; Diptera; Drosophilidae. The record is from RefSeq and is a predicted model, not a curated record. Gene Ontology annotation, molecular function: monoatomic cation transmembrane transporter activity.